AGAUAUUUAUCAUUUAAUAGAUUCAUGUGUUAUCCAAACAGACUAUUAGGUGUAUUAUACAGUAGUAGUUGUUGUUGUAUAGCAUAUGCAGGUAUGACAAUACUUGAGGCAUACAAUUGGCGUAAUAAUCGACACCAACUUCAUCGACAACAACAACAAUAUCAUCGGCAAAGACAACAGCCUAUCAGACAAUGGUUUCACAGAUCAAGUAUUAGUAGUGGUUUGCCAUCCGAUUCAUGGCUAAGAUAUGCAACGGCCGCUGAUGAUGACGAUACAGAUGAUGGUAGCUAUGAUGACGACGACGACGACAACGAUAUUGAUAUCGAUUGGAUUAUCGAUGUAUGCAAAAAAUCAUUAGUUAUUUGCAAUCAAAUUGAAUUUGACGGCGACAUCGACUCGUUUGGUAAUCAUGGAUCUGGAUUUCGUGUCCGACUGUUCGGCGAUAAUCUGCUGAUUGUAACCAACGCUCAUGUAGUCCAAGGAUGUCAUACAGUAUUGUUGGUCGUCAACUAUGCUAACCAUAUUGUCCAAUUGUACGGUACAGUUGAAUACGUUGAACAGCAACUAGAUUUGGCGCUUAUCCGACUUCGUAUGGAUGAUACAGGUUUUAGUGAUAAUUUUCAACCGCGACCACUGGCCGACUACACUAGUAGUGGACCGCCGAUACCAUCACCGGGCGAUCCGAUUGUAGCGGUUGCCCAUUCGCAAGUGCCAAACAACAAACAUCCGGGUAUUGUCCGGGCGUUGGGUUGUCCGCCGCUUACCGAUAUGGACGAUUGGUAUACAAUUUCGGUAAAUGUAUACAACUGGACCGACCAACUGAUGCUAUCGCAUACGGCCCGUAUAGUAUCGGGUUUUUCUGGCGGUCCACUAGUCGAUGCCGCGGCCAAUAUUGUCGGUGUCAAUGAUCUUGGCUGUGAAUUUGAUUUGUUUUAUAACAUAACGUCUACCGAUACCAUUGAUUUUAUUAGGAGAGGCAAACAGUAUAUGACAAACGAGUUUCCCAUAAAGUAUGCCAAACGCGAGGACAGUUAUACCACAAAAUCGAGCCUAAAAUUAGGUAUUAUAGUCGGAUGUCGUCGUCUACUGAACAAUAGGUUUAUCAUUGAUGAUAUACUACCGGAAACUAAUUGCUCUAAAUUAUAUAUUGACUGUGAAAUUGUUGAUAUCAAUGGACAACAGUUAACAAAUAUCAGACAAUUUACCGAUACAUUGAUUGGUUUGAAAGAUAAUGAAAAAAUCCAAUUAAAUUUAAUUGAAAAUAUAUUUGCCGUCAAAAUGCAACCAUUAAUACAGGUUUGCAAAUACAGUAUCAAUAGUCCGAUAGGUUUACCCAUUGUUUUCUAA
Messenger RNA from Oppia nitens, 1347 nucleotides. RefSeq lists its product as uncharacterized. Lineage: Eukaryota; Metazoa; Arthropoda; Arachnida; Sarcoptiformes; Oppiidae. Bases 25 to 1347 code for a protein of 440 amino acids. The transcript has 4 exons. The record is from RefSeq and is a predicted model, not a curated record.